This is a messenger RNA of Letharia columbiana, 747 nucleotides long. RefSeq lists its product as uncharacterized. The coding region runs from base 1 to 747 and encodes 248 amino acids. NCBI's taxonomy places the organism in Eukaryota, Fungi, Ascomycota, Lecanoromycetes, Lecanorales, Parmeliaceae. The transcript has a single exon. The record is from RefSeq and is a predicted model, not a curated record. Gene Ontology annotation, cellular component: mitochondrion. Gene Ontology annotation, biological process: [2Fe-2S] cluster assembly; protein complex oligomerization. Gene Ontology annotation, molecular function: protein-folding chaperone binding; ATPase activator activity.
AUGUCAAGACCGUCUCCGACCCUCAACAGCAAACGAUUCUUCCUCAGUUUCCACCGCUACAUAUCCAUGACCUCUUCCCCCCUCACCCACCAUCCCCACCUGCCAGCGCAAGCCACAACCCCACAGCGACACCCAUCCUCUCGCCCCCGCAGCAGGCUGUCCGCACGGCACGCCUCCACCUCGGACGCUCCGCCCUCCGCGCCCGCCAAGCCCCUCUCACACUACGACCUAUUUCCCAACACCCUCCCCCAAGGCCCCCCCCCUCGCGGCCCCUUCGUCAUCGACCCCCGCCAGCUGCGCAAAGAGUUCCUCCAACUGCAAGCGCGCGCCCAUCCGGACCGGCACCACGGUCCCGACAAAGCGCGCGCCGAAGGGACGUCCGCCUUGAUCAACGAGGCGUACAGAACGCUGCAGGAUCCCUUGCCGCGAGCGCAGUACCUGCUAUCGCUGCGCGGCAUCGACGUGGCGGAGGACGAGACGGCGAAAGUCGAGGACCCGGAUCUGCUGAUGGAAGUGCUGGAGGUCCGGGAAGCGAUCGAGGGCGCUGGGCAGGAGAGCGAGCUUGAAGGGAUGAAGGCGAGGAACGAUGCGAGGAUGGUGGAGAGUGAGGGGAUACUCGAUGAGGCGUUUCAGAGUGACGAUACUGAAAUGGCAAAGGCGGAGGCGGUCAAGUUGAGGUAUUGGACGAAUAUUAAGGAGGCCCUUGAUGCGUGGGAAAAGGGGAAACCGGUUGUGCUUGUGCAUUGA